AGAUGGGGCUGCUCGGUGGCGCCUGGGGCUGAGAAAGAGCAGCGGCGGCGGGCGGAGAGGAGCGACGGCGGCGCGGAGGAAGCCGAGGUGCGAGUCGCAAUGCAGCAAGUGUUGGAUAACCUUACGGAGCUGCCCUCAUCUACGGGAGCAGAAGAAAUAGACCUAAUUUUCCUCAAGGGGAUUAUGGAGAAUCCUAUUGUAAAAUCACUUGCUAAGGCUCAUGAGAGGCUAGAAGAUUCAAAACUAGAAGCUGUCAGUGAUAAUAACUUGGAAUUAGUCAAUGAAAUUCUCGAAGAUAUCACCCCUCUAAUAAAUGUGGAUGAAAAUGUGGCAGAACUGGUUGGUAUACUCAAAGAGCCUCACUUCCAGUCACUCUUGGAGGCCCAUGAUAUUGUGGCAUCAAAGUGUUACGAGUCACCUCCAUCAAGCCCAGAAAUGAAUAAUUCUUCUAUCAAUAAUCAGUUAUUACCAGUAGAUGCCAUUCGUAUUCUUGGUAUUCACAAAAGGGCUGGGGAACCACUGGGUGUAACAUUUAGGGUUGAAAAUAAUGAUCUGGUAAUCGCCCGAAUCCUCCAUGGAGGGAUGAUAGACCGUCAGGGUCUGCUUCAUGUGGGAGAUAUCAUUAAAGAAGUCAAUGGCCAUGAAGUUGGAAACAACCCAAAGGAAUUACAAGAAUUAUUGAAAAAUAUUAGUGGAAGCGUCACCCUGAAGAUUUUACCAAGCUAUAGAGAUACCAUUAUUCCUCAACAGAGUUGCAUCAGUAUGGAGAGGCAUCCAGCACACGUCCGUCAGGUAUUUGUGAAAUGUCAUUUUGAUUAUAAUCCAUACAAUGAUAACCUGAUACCCUGCAAAGAAGCAGGAUUGAAGUUUUCAAAAGGAGAAAUUCUUCAGAUUGUAAACAGAGAAGACCCAAACUGGUGGCAGGCUAGCCAUGUAAAAGAGGGAGGAAGUGCUGGUCUCAUUCCAAGCCAGUUCCUGGAAGAGAAGAGAAAGGCCUUUGUUAGAAGAGACUGGGAUAAUUCAGGACCUUUCUGUGGAACCAUAAGUAGCAAAAAAAAGAAAAAGAUGAUGUAUCUCACAACCAGAAACGCAGAAUUCGAUCGUCAUGAAAUCCAGAUAUAUGAGGAAGUAGCCAAAAUGCCUCCCUUCCAGAGAAAGACGUUAGUAUUGAUAGGAGCUCAAGGUGUGGGACGAAGAAGCUUGAAAAACAGGUUCAUAGUGUUAAAUCCCACUAGAUUUGGAACCACAGUGCCAUUUACUUCACGGAAACCAAGGGAAGAUGAAAAAGAUGGCCAAGCAUAUAAAUUUGUGUCACGAUCUGAGAUGGAAGCUGAUAUUAAAGCUGGAAAGUAUUUGGAACAUGGGGAAUAUGAAGGAAAUCUCUACGGAACCAAGAUCGACUCUAUUCUUGAAGUUGUCCAAACUGGAAGAACUUGCAUUUUGGAUGUCAACCCACAAGCCCUAAAAGUGCUGAGGACAUCCGAGUUCAUGCCCUAUGUUGUGUUUAUUGCUGCUCCAGAACUAGAUACCCUACGUGCCAUGCACAAGGCUGUAGUGGAUGCUGGUAUCACUACCAAACUUUUGACGGACUCUGACUUGAAGAAAACAGUGGAUGAAAGUGCACGGAUUCAAAGAGCAUACAACCACUAUUUUGAUCUGAUCAUCAUCAAUGACAAUCUAGACAAAGCCUUUGAGAAACUGCAGACUGCCAUAGAGAAACUGAGAAUGGAGCCACAGUGGGUCCCAAUCAGCUGGGUUUACUGAUGAUUCAGAAGUAUGGUGUCUUCUGCAGUGUGCCUUCAUGCUGCUGCCUGCAGCCUCUAGGGGAUCGAUGGAGCCGCUGCCUGCAGCCUCUGGGGGAUAACUGGAGCAGCUCAAGAAGUCUAUCCACAAGAUAUUUUACCCAUCGACACAACAGAGAUGGUUUUUACAUCAGACAUAUUUUAGGCCUUAUCACAUGGUAUAAAGUGCACAUUAUUUAGAAAACAGUCUACACUUAAGAGUUAUUUCUAUUAUAAAUGGUAUUCAUGACUAACUAGUUUAUACACAUGAGAUUCCUCCUAAUAUAAAAUGGAACAAUGCAGUUGAUUUCAUUUCCAUCUAGAUGCCAGAGCCAAAAAGAAUCAAUUUAUAGCAAAGUUCAUCUAUCUCAAUAAAGAGUCAUUGAACUUGAAACUGAAGUCCUAUCUGGUUCUGUAGAAACCAGCAGAGCUCUGCUGAGGCAAGAAGUCCCAGAGGCCCCGGAAUUCUGCUAUAGCAAUGAGAGUAUAGUUGUGAUUAAGGGAAUGUGAACUUCUCCUGUAGGGAAGGUCUAAGAUAACUAGCUUUACUGAAGAGAAAAUAGCUUAAGGUGAUGUUGAACAGUUGGUAAUCAUUAAAAAUAUGCGUGCAUAUGCUUUUGGGAAACAAUGUGCCAACAUACUAAUGCACCUGAGGAUUCCUUGUGGACAGGUGAGCAUCCACAUUCAGCAUUCAGGGCAUGAUUGUUUAUA
Messenger RNA from Budorcas taxicolor (takin), 2492 nucleotides. It is a transcript of the gene PALS2, whose product is annotated as protein associated with LIN7 2, MAGUK p55 family member. The coding region runs from base 100 to 1764 and encodes 554 amino acids. Gene Ontology annotation, molecular function: protein binding. Gene Ontology annotation, cellular component: cell-cell junction; plasma membrane. NCBI's taxonomy places the organism in Eukaryota, Metazoa, Chordata, Mammalia, Artiodactyla, Bovidae. The transcript is spliced from 14 exons. The record is from RefSeq and is a predicted model, not a curated record.